Molecule: messenger RNA, 4608 nt
Organism: Salmo salar (Atlantic salmon)
Lineage: Eukaryota; Metazoa; Chordata; Actinopteri; Salmoniformes; Salmonidae
Source: RefSeq, a predicted model, not a curated record
UGAUAAGGGUCUUUGGGAGGAGGAAGGAAGGAGUACAAUAGUGGUCUGUGGGAGGGACCGCUUUCUCUGUCUUCUUUCGAUUGUGAAACAACCCUUCCGUCAGUUUUUUUUUCUUCAUAUUUUCGGUUUGGUAGAUAAUGACUUUAGAGUGUAAGUUGGUCAGACGAAGUCCUAACCCUAAACCCACCCACUAAGAGCUCCUAAUAGUUCUCUCUCCUGGGAACUGGAAGACAUGACUGGGACGAUGCACUAACUACAGUAUAUAACACAACAGUACCUCUGUUCCACCAAUCCUCUCUUCUUGGUGGGCUCCCCUAUGCUUCUGUCUGUGAUUGGAAAAAGGUAAGUCCAUGAUACAGACAGACAGGUGUGGCCACGCAGACUGAAGACCAGGAGGAUGGCAUACAGUGUGGACUUCAAUCUGAGCCCUAUAAUGGAGCUUGAGUUAGAGAGUCUUAGGGGUGAUGAUACGGCCCAGGACUCUAUGUGCCAGCUCAUUAGGGUGACGGGAACAGGUCUGGAGAGUGGCAGUCCUAAAACCCUGGAAAUGGACGUCCUUACAACGGAAAGCAGAGAUAGGCUGGCCAGCCAGAUGAGUGAUGUCAGAGAGCGGGCAGAUGAGAGGAGGCUGCAGAGGAGUGAGGAAUCCAUGCAGACCAACCUUCUGGUCAGGAACCGCUGGUCUGCCGCCACCCUGAGGGUCCUGUCCUCCAUGCCCAGUCGCAGCGUCGGGCAGCAGAGUCGUCUUGAAAUCAUCUCCCAGUGCAACAUCCGUUCUACUCAGCUGCGCAGGUACCACCGUCAGACCAAAGAUGUUUCGCUCUCCUCCAGACCUAGCAUCCGUGGCUAUGGGAUCGAGGCAGACUCUGAGGAUGUCUGUGAGGAAGAGACCAAGAGACAGGAGCUGGUCAACAAUCUUCAGAGUCUGUCGGCCGGUGACCGUGUGCGUAUGCUGCGUGCCAUGCCCCUCAGUCUGGCUGAGAAGACUAAGCUGAGGAAACUUGCAUUCAGUGACAAAGUUGGACAGUCCAUCUUGAGCAGCCAGGUUCCAUGCUGUAGCCUCCUUAAGCGAACUUUGUAUCACAUCUUGUUCGGAUGUCUCUUCAUCCUCAGUUCCCUGCAGUUGUGGCAGGUGGCUUUGAAGAGGCUGGGCGGCCGCUUUGGCACUGGUGUGCUCUCCUACUUUCUCUUCAUCAGGACUCUUCUGCUCUUCAACGUCUUCCUCUUCCUCAUCAACGGACUGUUCCUGGUCCUCCCCCAGGCCAUCCAUCCGCCCCUUCACACCCCCAGCUCCCACAGAGUCACAGGCCUGGAGCUGUUCACCGGCACGGGUUAUCUCUCUAACUCUCUAAUGUUUUAUGGCUACUACACCAACUCCACCAUCAACACCAGUUGUAGACCUGCUGAAGCCACCACCGGGACUGGCUGCGGCACCACCAGUGACCCACACAUGAUGGCCUACAACAUUCCCUUAGCCUACUUCUUCACCAUCGGCAUAACAUUCUUUAUCACCGGCAUCGUCCUCGUUUACAGCAUGUCCAAGUCCUUUGGGAGGAGUUUCCGUGUGUUCAAGUCUCAGGGAAACUUGGCCAUAAAAAUCUUCUGCUCCUGGGAUUUCAAAGUCAGCAAGAAGAUGUCUGUCAGGCUGCAGUCGGAGAAUAUCACCACCCAGCUCAAGGAGCUGUUGUCGGAGGUGAAAGGUGGAGAGGAGAAGGGCAGGCUCUCUGGGAUGGCAGUGCACCUGCUAGCAUGGAGCAUUUCUCUGGGGAGCACCUUCUUCUGUGCACUCGGCAUCCACUGCUUUGCCAAGGACAUGCACCUGAGGAGACUUGAGGAUGCAGAGGGGGAGGUCAGUUUGGUGCAUGAGGCUCGUCUGCUGGCUCUGCCUGGGGUUGUGUCCUGUGGAAACCUGCUCCUCCCUGGUCUCUUCAACCUCAUGUCUUGGAUGGAGAACUUCAACUCGCCCAUUGUAUGUCUCUAUGUUUCCAUCUUCAGGAACUUGCUGCUGAAGGUGAGCAUUCUUGGAGUACUGUGCUACCAUUGGCUGGGGAAAAUUGCAGCUGAACCAGAGCAACAUGGUCUGCAGUGCUGGGAGAGCUUUGUUGGUCAGGAGCUGUAUCGUUUCCUGCUCGUGGAUUUCAUAUUCACGGUUCUCAACACAGUCUUCGGAGAAUUUAUUUGGAAGCUGUUUGCUCAAGGAGUGCUGAGGAGAAGGAGGAAGCCAGUGUUUGAUAUCGCCCGUAACGUACUCGAGCUCAUCUAUGGGCAAACCCUCACCUGGCUAGGCGUGCUCUUCACUCCUUUACUCCCAGCUGUGCAGAUCCUCAAGCUGUUGUUGUUGUUCCAUAUGAAAAAGAGCAGUCUACUGGUGAACUCUCUUGUUGCUUUUCUCCCUCAGAGCAGUCUACUGGUGAACUGCCAGGCACCCAGGAAGCCGUGGAGAGCCAGUCAGAUGAGCACCCUCUUCAUCUCUCUGCUGUGUUUCCCCUCCUUCCUCGGGGCCACCGUGUCUGUGACCUACACCAUAUGGACGAUUAAGCCCUCCUCUGGCUGUGGUCCUUUCAGGAACCUCCCCUUCAUGUUCCACUCAGGCAAACAGUGGGCCCAGGAGCUGAAGAGUACCAACCCCAAGCUGGCCUGGCUCAACUGGGUACACAGCUGCUUGGUGGAGAACCCCCUCUUCCUGUUCCUGAUGGGAGGUGUCUUUCUAAUGGUCAUUUACAUUCACACCCAAAUUGUAGACGGCCAAAGGAAAAUAAUCAGUCUGCUACAGGAGCAAAUGGAAAAUGAGGGGAAGGACAAGAAGUUCUUAAUUACUAGACUGCAGGCCAUCCAUGAGGAGAGGCAGUACCCACUGUCCCCUUCCUCCAGGCCUCAGCCACAGGGCAGUGAGGUUUAAUAUGAUUUAAUGGAAGAUUCCAUUUUUCCAGAGUAUUCAUUGGAUGCUGCAUGUUGAACUUUGGACUCCCAUCACAUCAAGGAUAUUUGGCUGCUAUCAACCAGUCAAAGUGAACUCAAAGUGGAGUGAUGUGUGUGGUGAAGGACACUGAGCCAUUUCUUGUAGAAUGUAACUAAGACUGAUAUGUGUUCAAGACUAUCGGAAUGUAAAGUAACUGAGACUGAUAUGUAUUCAAGACUAUCGGAAUGUAAAGUAACUGAGACUGAUAUGUAUUCAAGACCAUCAGAAUGUAAAGUAACUGAGACUAUGUAUUCAAGACCAUCAGAAUGUAAAGUAACUGAGACUGAUAUGUAUUCAAGACCAUCAUUUUACAUUUACAUUUUAGUCAUUUAGCAGACGCUCUUAUCCAUUUAGCAGACGCUCUUAUUAUUUAUUUAUUUUUGUACUGGCCCCCAGUGGGAAUCGAACCCACAACCCUGGCAUUGCACACACUAUGCUGGCGUUGCAAACACCAUGCUCUACCAACUGAGCCACAGGGAGGCCAUCAGAAUGUAAACUGAGACUGAUAUGUAUUCAAGAGCAUCCAAGGUGUGUUUUGUACUAGUAUGGUAUUUCCAAUGUGGGCCAUAAAUGGCUAAUUGCCUUUUGUGAAUAUAUUUAAAAAUAUAUAUUUAUUGUAUCUGGGCUGCCUGUCACCGCUUUCAAGCUUCAAUGUAUUCUGAACAAAAAUAGAAAUGAAACAUGCAACAAUUUCAAUGAUUUUACUGAGUUACAGUUCAUAUAAGGAAAUCACUCAAAUGAAAUAAAUUCAUUAGGUCUAAUCUAUGAAUUUCACAUGACUGGGCAGGGGUCAUGGGUAGGCCUGGGAUGGCAUAGGUUCACCCACUUGGGAGCCAGGCCCAGCCAAUAGGAAUUCUUUUUUUCCCCACAAAAGGGUCUUAGUACAGACAGAAAUACUCCUCAGUUUCAUCAGCUGACCGGGUGGCUGGUCUCAGACGAUCCCGCAGGUGAAGAAGCCGGAUGUGGAGGUCCUGGGCUGGUGUGGUUACACGUGGUCUGCGGUUGUGAGGCCGGUUGGACAUAUUGUCAAAAUCUCUAAAACAACGUUGGUGGAGGGCUUAUCAAAUCAAAUCACAUGCGCCGAAUGCAACAAUGCAGUUAAAAAAUAUAUAUAUUACAAAAAAAAAUAUGAAGAAGAAAUAAAAAGUAACAAGUAAUUAAAGAGUAUCAGUACAAUAACAAUUAGGUAGAGAAAUUCAUAUUACAUUCUCUAGCAACAACUAUGGUUUACAUUCCUUCAGUCAGCAUGCCAAUUGCACGCUCCCUCAAAACUUAAGACAUCUGUUGCAUUGUGUUUGACAAAACUGCACAUUUUAGUGUGGCCUUUUAUAGCCCUCAGCACAAGGUGCACCUGUGUAAUGAUCAUGCUGUAUAAUCAGCUUCUUGAUAUGCCACACCUGUCAGGUGGAUGGAUUAUCUUGGCAAAGGAGAAAUGCUCACAAGGAUAUUAACAAAUUUGUGCUCAACAUUUGAGAGAAAUAAGCUAUUUGUGGAUAUGGAACAUUUUUGGGAUCUUUAAUUUUGACUCAUGAAACAUGGGACCAAUACUUUACACGUUGCGUUUAUAUUUUUGUUCAGUAUACUAUAUUAUGUUGGUUGUAUUUUUGUUCUUUGUACUCAGUUAAUAUUAAAUUGUCACUGUCUAUGCA